CGAUACCAUUAUAGAGGUAGGACAAGCAAUACAGCGAAGCUUGGCGAACCUAGAGAUAGAAAGACCACUACAGAAUGCAGGGGAAAUAAUCGCGAAUGCAGAAGAAAGUGGGGGUGAAGCAAACAAACGGAUCGCAAAAGCUAUCUUACCACAGAGGAGGAAAUGCAAAAAGAGGAAGCUGUGGAAAUGA
Messenger RNA from Ilex paraguariensis (yerba mate), 190 nucleotides. The record is from the annotation of a GenBank genome assembly. Lineage: Eukaryota; Viridiplantae; Streptophyta; Magnoliopsida; Aquifoliales; Aquifoliaceae.